This is a messenger RNA of Oryzias latipes (Japanese medaka), 6029 nucleotides long. The record is from RefSeq and is a predicted model, not a curated record. Lineage: Eukaryota; Metazoa; Chordata; Actinopteri; Beloniformes; Adrianichthyidae.
GUUUAAAACACAAUCAGAGUGGGUCUUUAAAAAUCUUAACAUGUAAAAUUAUAUUUAUUAAGUUAAUAAAUUUGAAAGACACGUUGUUUUGUCCAAGUUCAGGCUUACAAUAAUGUUCAGAUAGAAGUUCCACUUUACGUUUUUGGGUCUGUGCUCCAAACUUCUUUCCACUAACGAACCAUUUAUCUCUGUUGGCAUUAAAAGUCCUGAUCUAUCUAUUUUUCAUCUGGAGUGUCUGCGUCCAUGCUCUGCGCAUGAAGGGCAAAUGAGAGCGUGUCAGACUCAGAGCGGAUCAUCAGUCUGCAGCCUGGAGCGGCCCGAUGCAGCUGCAGGACGGCAGAUGGCACCGCUGCGCCGUCCUGUGGAAGGCGCUUGGAACGGACACGCGUCCGCGUUGUCCACACUGUCUGCUUCCACUUCCCUCUCUCUCCUUCUCUACACACCUCUCUAUCUCCCACAGCAUCAGCAGCAUCUCCAUCAGUCUCCGCGAUACUACGGAGUACAGCAUGGCACCUCUGCGGGCUGACAAGCCGUCCUCCGCCGCCGCGCAGCUCUUCUUCUUCGCGCUGGUCGCCUCGGCCUGGAUGUCACUGCCGGGACCCGCGCGCUGUCGCGGCGUGGCUUUAAACCGGCGCGUCGGGCAGGACCGUGCGAUGGACAUGGGCAGCGGAGGAGGAGGAGGCUCCCAGCUGGACGCGCGGGCGGACGCGGAGGAGGAAGAAGUCGGCGCGGGGACCUCAGCCCGCCUCAGGAGAGCGCUGUCCCGGGAUAAACAGAUAUCCCUGCUGAGCAGCUCGUUCGUGCUCAAAGGGGACGCGACCCACAACCAGGCGAUGGUCCACUGGACAGGGGAGAACAGCAGCGUCAUCUGACUACGGCACAACCUACACCAAGCUGAACCUGAUGCCGGGGACAACCAUUGUGGUGACGAGUUUCUACAUCUGUCCCAGCAACAAGAAAAAGGUGAUCCUGGUGGGCUCGUCCAUAAACGAGCGUGAUCAGAUGCUCUUCAUCAGCACCGACGAGGGCUCUUCCUUCCAACGGCAAGUGAUCGACUUCACGCCUGAGACCCUCCUGUUUCACCCCAAAGAAGAAGAUAAGGUGUUGGCCUACUGCAAGGAGGGCAGGCUUUUUGCGUCCUCAGAUCUGGGCCGUAAAUGGACUUUACUGCAGGAGAGGGUGACAAAGGACAGAGUCUUCUGGUCUGUUUCGGGUGUGGAUGUGGAUCCGGAUCUGGUUCACAUGGAGAUGCAGGAUGCGAGUGGAGGUAACCUGUACGUCACCUGUCACAUCCAGAACUGUUCAGAGAAGAUGGUGACAGCUCAGUUCCUCGGAAAAAUUGAUCGCAACUCUCUGCUGGUGCAGGAUGACUACAUAUUUGUAAAGGUCACCACAGGAAAUCGCACCAAACACUACGUCUCCUAUCGGCGCAACGAGUUUGUCCAGAUGAGGUUCCCCAAGUACGCAUUACCAAAGGAUGUUCAAAUAGUGAGUACGGACGAGAACCAGGUCUUCCUAGCCCUGCAGGAGUGGUACCAAUCCGACACCUACAACCUGUACCAGUCCGACCCCCAAGGCGUGUACUACUCUCUGGUCCUGGAAAACGUGCGCAGUGCCAAGCAGCCAGAGGAGAGCGUGCUCAUCGACGUCCUGGAGGUUCGUGGAGUCAAAGGAGUCUUCUUGGCCAACCAGAAGAUCGACGGGAAAGUGAGGACUCUCAUCACCUACAGCAAAGGACGCAACUGGGAGCCGCUGGCGCCCCCUACCACCGACAUGAACAACAAACCCGUGAGCUGUAAAGCGCCGGACUGCCAGCUCCACCUCCACCUGCGCUGGGCAGACAAUCCUUACGUGUCUGGAACAGUUCACACUAAAGACUCGGCGCCCGGCCUCAUCAUGGGAGCAGGAAACAUUGGCUCCAAACUCAUAGAGUACAAGGAAGAGAUGUACGUCACUUCAGACUGUGGGAAGACAUGGAGACAGGUUUUCGAGGAGGAACAUCACAUCCUGUACCUGGACCACGGCGGAGUCAUCGUUGCCAUCAAGGACACGUCUAUUCCCCUAAAGAUCCUCAAGUUCAGCAUUGAUGAAGGACGGACGUGGACCAUUCAUAACUUCACCACCACCUCUGUGUUUGUUGAUGGACUCCUGAGUGAACCAGGAGACGAGACUCUGGUCAUGACUGUGUUUGGCCACAUCAGCUACAGGUCAGACUGGGAGCUGGUCAAAGUGGACUUCAGGCAGUCGUUUUCUCGUCAGUGCGUCGAUUCGGAUUACGAGUCCUGGGGACUCACAGACCUGCAGGGUGAGAGGUGCAUUAUGGGGCGGGAGCAGACGUUCAGGAAGAGGAAGGACACGUCUUUCUGCAUUAAAGGGAAAAGCUUCACUUCAGUUCUCAGCAGCAAAUCCUGCAGCUGCACAGAGAAGGACUUCAACUGUGACUUUGGUUUCGAGCGCUCCUUCACGGAGGCGGACCGCUGCUUCGCUGACUUCUGGUUUGACCCAGACUCCCCUCCCGAGGACUGUCAUCUGGGACAAAACUAUGAGUCCAGUACCGGCUACAGGAAAGUAAUAUCUAACGCAUGUGAAGGAGGACUAAACAAGCAACAGAGCGCCAAAAAGCACAGCUGCCCCCUGUUGCCCCCCAGACGACUGCAGGUGGGAAUAAAGGGCCAGAUGUUGGCCGUUGCUCCUGGCGACGACAUCACGUUCAUCAUCCAUCAGGAGCAGGGCGACACCAGCAGCACCAAGUACCAGGUGGAUCUGGGCGACGGGGUCCGAGCCAUUUACCAGAAUCUGACGGUGACGGACGAGCCUAUCCAGCACCGCUACGAAAGCCCGGGCGUGUACAGAGUCACGGUGAAAGCGGAGAACGGCGCCGGCCAUGACGAGGCCACCAUGUACAUCCAGGUGACAGCUCCUCUGCAUGAGGUGCAUCUGGAAGUGGUCCCCAUCGCUAGAAGAAACCAGGAAGUCAACCUGACCGCUGUGGUUCUGCCCACUGAGGCCAAUCUGACCGUCUUUUACUGGUGGAUAGGAGACAACUUGCAGCCGGUUCUGACUCUGCAGAACAGCCUUUUGACCCGCUUCCCCAACACCGGAGAAGUUUCAGUGACCGUCCAGGCUUCCAACGGCAGAUCCAUGGUUAAAGACACACGCAUUGUCAGAGUCUAUGAUAAAUUCCACGUCCUCCCUGUGAGCUUCAGCAGAAACCUGGACCGCUACAACCCCAACAUCCCAGAGUGGAGGGACGACAUCGGCCAGGUGGUCUCAAAGAUUGUGUCCAAGUCCACAGGCAUACCUCAGGAGUCUCUGGUGACAGUGGUGAAAGCUGGCCUCCCCACCACUGCUGACCUCUACAUCCUCUCAGGAGACAGCACAGCAGGCCAGAACCGCAUGGCUGUCGAUAAGCACAUUCCAGCCGUUCUCCAAGCUUUCAGCAGCAACAACAUCAGCUUCAUGAUCCGGGGAGGCCAGCGAGUGUCGGCCAUGCUGGCCGACCCAAACUCGGGCUACCGCGGGGCAGCUGGAGGGCCUGGCGUUUGGGCUUUAGCUGUCAUCUUCCUCGUCAGCAUCAUCGCCACCAGCUCCUUCAUCCUCUACAAGUUCAAGAGGAAGCUGCGUGGAAACCACAGCAUCUACGCCCAGAUGCACAACGAGAAGGAGCAGGAAAUGACCAGCCCCGUGAAUCACAGCGAGGACACCCAGCACAUCAUCCAAGGCGACGAAUUCAUCGACGACGACCUGGACACGCACACUCUAGGUAACCACUCAGGUGUCGUCCUUCGCAUCAACUCCAGAGAACUGCAAAGCUACGUGACCAGCUGAUGGCUGCCGCGGCAGCCCCGAUGAGCAGAUCCAGCCUCACCGAGCCAGUUCAUGAGCACACCGUACCCCCCCCCCCAACCCCCACCCCAUCUCUGCGUCUCACCUCACGGGCACAACACCCCCACCCCACCCACGCCCUCCCACCGGCUUUGGACUUCAGCUCUCAGACGUGUUUGAAGAAAUUCUAAAGGAACUCGCAAACGUUUCAUACAAACUGAAUGAAAAUAAUCCGGACUGAUUAAGUUGACUUUCUGCUCUGAUCCUUUCAACGCCACAGCUGCACUCAAGUUCUACUGUCAUUUAAAAAGAUAUAUUUGGUAUUUAUUUCUUCCCCAAACCGGCCACUCGGCUUCUCUCUUUGGCAAUAAUGAUUUCAGUGGAAUGUAAAGAGGAUCCACGACUGUGGAACUGCGUAUGCAGGCAAACACAAGGGGGCGGUGUUGCACUUUCCCAGGUCCCCCGCUCCAAAGGUGGGCUCUUCGGGUCAGCUUCUCCCUUCACCUUCAGCCAAAUUCCCUCCUGUUUCCGAGUCAUGUGAGGUGGGGGUUUUUCUCCUCCAGAGCCAGAACCGCCCCCCCGUCUGUCUCACGGUGCCUCAUACAGCAGAUGUGCUUCUGCUCGGCGUCCGGUUCUUCAUGAAACUGCUGCAGCCCCUUCUGCUCCUCCUCAGACGUGCUGAGUGAAGCGUCAGAGACGAAGGCCGCCCUCCAGGAGAGAAGCGGAGGGCGACGGAUUCCUUUAUCAGCCUAUAUUAGGCAAGCCUGCAGUGAAAUUCUCUCCUUUCAAAGUGUUGGUCAGUUGUGUGUAAAUGUGUACAUAUGAACUCUUUGUACAUAAUCCUGUUGCUAUGUGUGUGUGUGUUUUACACUAAUACCAAAAGAAGUGGCUGCCCCCUCUGACUCUCCUGAACUCCAGACGAGUAUUUCCUGAUAUCACUCACGUCACAUGUCUUCAUGUUCCUGUGCCGAACUCUUCAUGUUUUCUUUUGUUUGUGUGUGAACACUGGUUGGGCUUUUUUGUUGUUUGUUUUGGUUUGUUAUUUGCACCAAUGAUGUUAGCUGAAGUAUCUCACCACCUGUGGAAAAGACCUUUCAGGCCUGCGGUCGUCUCUCUGGGCUGGACCUCACUGGACUGCGACAAAAUCCUUCCAUCAAAAGUGGGAAGCGAGGGUUUGACACUGACAGAAAUUGGGACAAACUGAAGAGAACUGUUUGCACAUUUUUGCAGAGAUUUUCUUCACGUUCAAAUGGAAUUCAGUGCAUCUCUGAGUAAUAAAUAGCACUCUUGUCUCUGCGUGGUCACAGAUCAGCGAUGCUCGCCUCACCUGUUGUACAUACUCUGUCCAUGUUCAGCUUCUUUCCAAUUUUGUUGUGAUGUGUUGUCAUGGUGACAAAUUGGCCUUUAGAAAAGGGGAAAGUGGGGGUUUGUGAUCUUUCGCUGUACUGGUUACGAGUUUAACACAGAACCACUUCUAUGGUCACUGGUACUGCCCAUUGACUGUAUAGGAGAACUGGACUGAGUGACCCCCCCUGGUACCAACAGGAAGUACCCACUGGCUCCAAGAAGCCAAAAUCCCAUAGACUUCCAUUGACAUAAACAGCUGGUACUCAUUCUAUUGGUCAGAAUAACCAUUCUUGCGCUGAUGCCUUUUUUUUUUACAUGUUCUCUAUAAUCCUCUUUUUUUAAUGGUUUGUUCUGUAGGGCAAGUGAUGCAAAUUAUAAACAGACCAAUCAGAUGCCUCCAUAAAAGCAGGUGGUCUCACAUUGGACAUGUGAAACGUUUGAUUGUCAGAUUUUGUGUAGCCCACUUUCAAGAGCUGAAAAGUGUCAACUUUCAACAAGCUCACUCCUGAUUGGCGAGAGUGGUUGCCAUAAAAAAGAUGACUCAGACCGACUUUGAAUCAGUGCUUACUGACAUCGUCUGGGUCCAACAUGGCGACGUCCGUAUCAUAAAGAAAUAGCACUUGAAUUGGAUUUAUUUCAUUGGAACUGGUAGCAAACCCUUUUCUAUGGGCGACGUCACACUUGCUCAGUUUGGACUUAUACAGUCAAUGGUUCUGUCCAGCUUUUCUUUGAUCCCCCCUCCUGGCUUGUAUUAUUUCUCGAGUUUUGAUAUUGAAAGCAAUUGUGUGUGCUCUUCAGGAAGCAAAGUGCACUAAACCUGAAUCCUGGAAUAAACCACUACCAUCACUUGUUCACCU